AUUUUCUCACGAUAGUGGAUGAUUUUAGUCGAGCUACAUGGGUAUAUUUUCUUCGUUAUAAGUCUGAGGUUGGUCGAUAUUUGAUGAUUUUUCUUCAGUAGGUGCAGACGCAGUUUAGUCGUUGUGUGCAAUGCAUCCAAACAGAUAAUGGACUUGAGUUUAAUACUCAUGUAUUGCAGCAGUAUUAUGACAGUGAAGGGAUCGUUCUUCAGACCUCUUGUAAUGACACACCACAACAAAAUGGUGUGGUUGAACGAAGCACAGGCAUCUUCUGGAUAUGGCUUGGGCUUUUUUUCAGGCUAGUCUUCCCCUUUGGUUUUGGGGAGAAUGCAUUUUAACUGCUGCUUAUCUUCUCAAUCGUCUACCGACAGUUGCUACUAGUAAGAUUCUGUUUGAGCGUCUUUUUGGGAAGCCCGCUCAAUAUUCUCACCUUUGUGUUUUUGGUUGUCUGGCUUACUGCAAAGACACUCAUUCUGGGCUCGAUAAGUUUGCCGAGCGUGGACGUGCUUGUGUUUUUCUUGGCUAUGCCUCUAGUCAGAAAGGGUAUCAUGUUUAUGAACUCACCAGUAAGAAACUUUCACAUCUCGUGCGUUGUUUUCCACGAGAUCGUCUUCCCCUUCCAGCAGGAUCAUCGUUCUGACUUUCAUUGGGUUCCUUGUUUCGUGCUUGAGGCUCGCAACAAAGAAGAUCUUGAGGUUCCCGACGAACACCUGUCGCCUAAUCCUCCACUAAAUGAGCAGGUUUCCCCUGCUUCUCCUCCGUUUUCUCCUACCCAGUCGGUCACUUCCCCCUCCAAACCUGUACCUCAUAAUGUUGAUGCUUCUUCACCCGCGGAGGCUCCUUCUUCGGUCCAUAAUGAUGAAGCAAUCACUUCAUCCGCGACCUCACCAUCUCCAAGGCCCGAGCUCACUCCACCCCGGCGUAGUGAUCGUGUGAAGACCAUUCCACGACGCCUGGAUAUUUAUGAUCUUCCUCCCAUUCCUGGACACCCUACUGCGUCCUCCGCAGCUAAGUACCCACUCUCAGCUUUUGUUUCUUAUGAUGGUUUCAAUCUGACUUAUCAUAGUUUUUUGGCUGCAGUCUUGUCCCACAUGGAACCUCGGUCAUUUCAAUAGGCGAUUAAUGAUCUGCGUUGGCGUGAGGCCAUGUCCAAGGAGAUUUAUGCGCUAGAACAAAAUGGCACUUGGAGUUUGGUGCAUCUACCUCCUGGUAAACGUGCUAUCUCUCCCAAAUAGGUCUACAAAAUCAAGUUCAAGCCUGAAG
Messenger RNA from Linum trigynum, 1263 nucleotides. The record is from the annotation of a GenBank genome assembly. Lineage: Eukaryota; Viridiplantae; Streptophyta; Magnoliopsida; Malpighiales; Linaceae.